GUUACUGUCUGAAACAAAAUAGUUCGAUUACUUUUGACGGUAUCGUUAAAAUAUGUGGUUUCGAAGCGGAAACUGCGUUGACUGCCGCAAACAAAAUGGCCGCCAUAUUCGUAACCCAAGAAAAAUACUUUAUGCAGUACUUUCGGUGUCCACAUUUUUACAAUACCUCCAUUGAUUUUAUGAUCGUGUUUGAGACACCGAUGACAAUUGUGGCAGACAACGUUAAUUCGCCACGAAUACAUUUACCUCGGUCCUUUUUUUAAAAUAUAUAGAAUCUUUAAUAUUUUUGGACCAUUGCUCUGAAGAUAAAUAUACGAAUCCAAUUAAAAAUUAAAAAUUUUGACAAGCUAAUUAUAAUACCUUACUAUGUACAGAUAUCAGAUUGAAGCAGCAUCACAAUUCCGGGAAUUGCGAUACGAUCAGUUCAAGCAAUGCGUGAUGACUCAUCAUAAAGCUCUAAAGUUUUUCGACAAUCUACAGGAAUGUAGCAAGAACAUGUUUCUUGCCCUGGUUGCGAUAAACAUAACAAUCAUCAGCAUGACGGCUGUUCAAAUACUUAUGCACAUGGGUCGACCUCUGGACAGUACCAGAUUCAUUCUAUUCUUUCUGUGCUCACACUUUCAUUUGUACGUCAUCAGCCUGUUCGGUCAAAUCAUACUGAACCACAGUACAAUAUUAGCGGAAAGAAUAUAUAAUUGCAACUGGUACAAGAUACCCAUCAAGUUCCAGAAGUUACUUUGUACGAUGAUAGGAAGGUGCAACAGACCCUGCAUUCUGAGCGCGGGAGGACUGUACGAUAUGAACAUGGAGAACUAUGGAAAAGCAGUGAAAGCGUGCAUGUCGUACUUCACCAUGUUUCUGUCGAUGAGGGACUGAGUGUACAGCUAUCAAGCUCAACUAACCAUAAGGACAAUGAAACUGUAGUCACGAAAUUUGCUAGCAAAUCGGAAGUCACAUAGUUCCUACAGAAUGUCAGCAACAUUCAAAUGAAAUUCAAAAUGAAAACAUCUAAUGUAAUUAAGUGUCAAAGGGAAUUAUGGUAAAAUUAUCACUAAGCAAUUAAAAGCAGGUUUUAUAGAUCACUCUGUCGUAGUGAAGUUUGUUCUACUUUUAUAAUGAAAAUAAAUAAUCUACAAUGCACGGAUGAUUUUAAUACUUUAACCGCACUUGUACGCAGUCAGAUGUCGCCGGCAAUAUUUUUGAAGAAUUUAAAGGAACUUUAUGCAUUCACGAAAUAAUUCAACAUGGUCAUACACACAAAACAAACACUGGGCCACUCCAAAUCGCGGGGUACCUCCGCUUUAGGUAAGCGAAUUACGCGCGCUGCUUGCUAUGGGACUAGUGGCGCAGAGUAAGAGACAACACUCUCUAUCGGCACCUCCUUGCUUUAUCGGCACAAUAUUUUGAAACAAACGUCUUUCGCAAUACACAAUUUGGCAGAGCUAAUUGCGAAACUUGUUACAAAGAAGACA
Megachile rotundata (alfalfa leafcutting bee) is the source of this 1472-nucleotide messenger RNA. RefSeq lists its product as uncharacterized. The record is from RefSeq and is a predicted model, not a curated record. Lineage: Eukaryota; Metazoa; Arthropoda; Insecta; Hymenoptera; Megachilidae. Gene Ontology annotation, cellular component: plasma membrane. Gene Ontology annotation, biological process: sensory perception of smell; detection of chemical stimulus involved in sensory perception of smell. Gene Ontology annotation, molecular function: odorant binding; olfactory receptor activity.